Molecule: messenger RNA, 999 nt
Organism: Didymella exigua CBS 183.55
Lineage: Eukaryota; Fungi; Ascomycota; Dothideomycetes; Pleosporales; Didymellaceae
Exons: 1
Coding region: 1-999 (332 amino acids)
Biological process (GO): apoptotic DNA fragmentation
Cellular component (GO): nucleus; mitochondrial inner membrane
Molecular function (GO): nucleic acid binding; single-stranded DNA endonuclease activity; RNA endonuclease activity
Source: RefSeq, a predicted model, not a curated record
AUGUCGAAAGUCACGUUCGCGAUCAUCGCAGCUGGCGGUGCCGCGGCUGGCGCAGCAGCCACAGCCGCCUUCUAUUCGACCAAGAAGGACGGCCUGCCGCCCACGCCCGUCACCACGACCACCACGACAACAGUCAGCGGCCCUCCACGACCAGCGCCCAUUCCCUCCAUCCCGUCGGUGCCCGCUCCUGCCGCGGCGUACCGCACGCCCAUUGUCGACCCCAACGGGCUCUUCCAGUAUGGCUUCCCCGGCCCCGUCAACGACCUCCGCCCCGCGGCGUCGCUCACGUCGGCGUACGACCGCGAGCGGCGCAACCCGGCGUGGGUGGCCGAGCACAUAACGCCGGCGUCACUAGCCGCCAGCAAUGCAGACCGCAAGCACAGCGUGUUCGUCGAGGACGUCAGCAUCCCGGAGAAGUUUCGGGCGAAGCUGAAGGACUACUUCCGCAGCGGGUACGACCGCGGGCACCAGGUGCCGGCGGCGGACGCAAAGUGGAGCCAGGAAGCCAUGGACGACACGUUCGCGUUGAGCAACAUGUGCCCGCAGGUCGGUGACGGGUUCAACCGCGACUACUGGGCGCACUUUGAGGACUUUUGCAGACGCCUCACGCGCUCGUACCCCAGCGUCCGGAUCGUCACGGGGCCGUUGUACCUGCCCAAGCGCGACGCGGACGGGAAGUGGCGCGUCAGCUACGAGAUGAUUGGCACGCCGCCGAACGUGGCGGUGCCGACGCAUUUCUACAAGGUCAUCUUCGCCGAGGACGGGAGCGUGGGGGGCAAAGUUGCGCUCGGCGCCUUUGUGCUGCCGAAUGCGCGCAUCGACAACAAGAAGCCGUUGACGGACUUUGAGGUGCCUAUCGAAGCGGUCGAGCGCGCCAGCGGGCUGGAGUUUGCGACCAAGCUGGACCCUGCGCGGAGGAAGAGGCUGUGUCAGGAGGUGAGCUGUUCGGUUAUAGUUAGGGAGUUUGCGCAGAAGCAGAAGGGGUUCAAGGCUGCGUGA